Molecule: messenger RNA, 4425 nt
Organism: Poecilia reticulata (guppy)
Lineage: Eukaryota; Metazoa; Chordata; Actinopteri; Cyprinodontiformes; Poeciliidae
Source: RefSeq, a predicted model, not a curated record
CUCUGGCACACGAGGCUGAGUGAAUACAUCACCCACCAGUUUAUAAGUCAUCCCUUCGCAGAGAGAGAAGAGGCAGAGGAGGAGGAGAAACGAUGAAGCAGAAGGAAGACGAGAAAGACGGAGCAGAAGAACAAAAAACAAGAUAGAGGGGAACGUAAAGGGGAAGGUUUUCUGGAUCAGCAGAACAUUUUUCUCCUGUUUGGAGUUGGGAGGCCCUGCAGCUGUAAGAAUGUGGAUAGAAACCAAAACGGAGGUGGAGGAGGCCAGCAGGAGUCGGGCCGGUUUCAGUCGGCGCGUGCUGGAUGGUCUGAUGUUGUGCACUGGAGACAUGGAGCACUUGGAUACAUACAUCCAGGAAAAGUGGUUUGUGCUGCAGCUGGCUGUGUGGGGGCUGAGAGGGGUGGCCAGAGUGAUUCUGGCCAACAACCCGCUGAGCGGAGCUCUGAUCCUGGCUGCCCUGUACUGGGCCUCCCCCUGGCAGGGCCUGCUGGGAACUCUGGGUGUACUGGCCUCAACGCUCACAGCUGUCAUCGUUGGACAGGACAGUGGCGACGUGGCGGGAGGUCUCCACGGAUUCAACGGCAUGUUGGUGGCUCUUCUGAUGGGAGUGUUCAGCUCAGCGGGAGACUGGUACUGGUGGCUGCUGCUGCCUGUCUGUCUGGGCUCAGCUGCAUGUGUCUUUCUGUCCAGUGGGCUCACAACGUUACUGGACCACUGGGACUUGCCUGCUGCCGUGUUUCCCUUCAACAUCAUUAUCGUCCUUUACCUCCUGUGCACUGGAACGAACAGCCCUUAUUUUCCUCACGACCCAGUAACACCACCGGGGGCAGUAGAGCCUAAUGACACAGCGCUUAUAGCAGUCGAGGUGAUCCGCGGCAUCCCUCUCGGUGUGGGUCAGAUCUACGCUACCGGGGCCCUCGGACCCUCUCUCCUCAUCCUGGGGGCCGUGGUUCUCUACUCCCCGCUGCUGGGCAUCCACGCUGUGCUGGGAUCAGCAGUGGGAACGUUGGCCGGUUUAUCCAUGGCAGUGCGUCAUGACUCGCUUUACUCCGGCCUGUCAGGCUUCAAUGGUGCUUUGGGCUGCAUGGCUGUUGGAGGACUCUUCUUCACCUUCAGCUGGAGGACCCACCUCUUUGCCAUCGCUAGCGCGUUUCUCUCCGCGUACUCAGACAUCGCUUUGAGCAACUUGCUAGGAACUGUGGGUCUCCCAGCAUGCAGUUGGGCAGCUACUCUAAUAGCCACACUUAUGUUGCUGUUGACCGGAAGCUUAGCCGGAUACCGCAUCCCCAUUGGUCAAGUCAAGGCCCCUGAAUGCAACCUGCGCUCCAGAAGCCAAUGGGAAGCCGGAAACACGGAAGAGAGGGAGAGCACGGAUGUGUAGCGGAAAGUUACACCAACUGGACCAAACAGGUUUUUCUGUGUAAUAUUUUUCAUCAUCUGGAGAUAAAGAAGAGGCAUCACAAGUCAGAAGGAAAAAUUCAUUUAAUAAACAUGAAAACAAGUUGCAUCGUCAUCUUUAAAAUGAAACAUCCUGAAUAUUAUUGUCAAUAAAAACCCAAACUGAAAUCAGCAGUAAUAUUUUUUCUGUUUUUUUUGUUUACCCUGCAUAGAUGUGCUACACAGCACUCCACUAAAAAUUCAUUGUAAACACAAAGUUUAUGUGUGAUGUAACUCUAUGCAGGCAGUCUGUAGCAGUUUGAAACUUGUAAUGGUUUUUAAUGAAGCGAUGCUUAAGCCUGAUGUUGAAAGGCAACCGUUACUUUAAAUACUCAUACAGACAUGAUUGUUGUUACAAUUGCAUUAAAUCAAGUUAAUUCCUUUCUUCUCUUUUCACAGUGCUUCAUGUUGACUGCAACAUUUUUUUUUCACAUCUGUCGACAUAUUGCGUUUUCUAGAACACACUUUCCUAACUUUACACAAAGAUUUUGAAAUGAUUAUCACAGUAAAGAAAAGAACUGUCCCCGCCUCCUUACAGGUGCAAUAAAAAUCUUGCAACAGACACAACCAUCUAUUUUUCUUUUUUUUUUUUUUUUUUUGCUUUACAUCAUGCAAUUCAGUUUUGGUGCUUUAUUUUUGUCUAUGCCUUCUUUGUUCAUUUAUUAUUACAAAGCACCUCACGAGAGACUUUUAAGGAAAAUUGUACAAAAGUGUCUUAAGUCUAUUGAUUGAACAUAAUUGUAAAUAAAAAAGGUUGAAAUAUAAAUGCUUGCACAAGUAGUGUAAAUAAAAAAAAACAUUCAUUGUUCUACAUACUUUCAGUUGAACUGAGUGCGUUUGUGCUUCUUUUUGUUUGUGUGUGUGUGUGUGUGUCAGGGUGUGAACGGUGCAUUGGUGCCUCGUUGGGGUUUAUAAUGAAGGACGGAUGACACAGCUGUCGCACUUUAAUUAUUCACAUGCCCACUCUUGCAUCCGCCUCAAAUGAAUGUCACGCUUUUCACUGAGUGGUUAUGUUUAAGCAUGACUCAGCCAUGUAAGUGAUGUAUAAUAAUAAUAAUGGAAGGUAUCUGUAAAAAAUAAAUAAAAGAGAACCAAGAGUAAAAUGUGUUGGUGUGUGCAUAUAUAUCUAUAUGUUUUUAGCUUUUAUUUUCUGUUUUUCUAAUGAGUUUUAGCAUGCAUACAUUUAAAAUGUCCUCCUCUUACUACAUUUUUUACAACUGCAAUUCCCAAAUAGAUCAUCUUCAUGUGCGUUAAUGCGGGUGAGCGCCAGCCGUUGCAGUUCCCUUUGCAUGUUUUUGUGUGUGUAUACGGUGUAACCCUGCUUGGUAGAAGAGCGACACGAGGUUUUGUUUUUCAUGUAUGUAAACAUUCAUCUUAUCUAGAAAAAUAGUAAACAAAGAACUUGAGGUUGUCAGAUGAUUUCAAUGGGAUAAAUAUAUAUAUAAAGAAACAACUACCAAAGUAAAAAUAAUGAUAAAAUGAGGGGAAAAAAAUCCAUCAUUUACAAAGCAGAGCACAAAAUCAAACGGAUAAAUCUGUUUUAAUCCUGCCUUUAGGAAUUGACAUGAACUGUGUGGCUGCUGCUACAAUUUGCUGAGCAUCGACAUAAACCAGGAGAACAAAUGACCUUUACCUGUACAAAGGGUUAAAACUCGCCUAUAACGUCUUCAUUUACAAAUUAACAGCUUAAAUAUAGUUUAUUAAAUGUACUGACACCAAAUGUCCCACUGAACUACUAAGAUGUAAACAGUCAAGGAUAAAACACCAAGGCUUCUUUUUGUUAGAAUUUAUCAAAAGUAAACAGCAUAUUACUCAUGAAGUGAAACUUCACUCUUAUGCGGAGCAGCCUUCAGUCUGUGGGAUCAACUAAUGUGGAUUUUAGCUAAAUUAAGUGGCUGAAAUUAGUUUUGAAUGUCCAAAACUAUUUCUUCAAAGAAAUAUGAGACAUAGGCUUAUCCAAAUCAGAUCAAAAGCAAGAAGCAAAAGAAAAGAAAAGAAAAAAAUGCUCUGGGAAGUCAAUUUAUCACCAGCUCUGUGUUUCUGCAGGUUGGUGCUAAGCAGGUUUUAAACAAGCAGGUUUCUCUUUUUUUUUUGGAAAAUGUUGUGCUCACUUUCUUUUCAGUGAAACUGAGGAAAGCAGUUCUGCUCAUCCAGGCAGAAAAAGUGGUUGAAACUACACAGAGUCGAGAAACAUAUCAGUAUAUCUGCACCUCAACCUUUUAAGAGUAUUACUGGUUCGGUGCUGCAUUUCCAAGAAUAAACUUACUUUUUAUCUAAUAAAAAUACCUCUAAUAAAAUUCCUUACAUUUUGAGCUACGCCUCCAUUUAAAACACUUGUUGCUUUCCCUGAUUGAAGGUAUUUGUCAAGCAGCUCUUUAAAGGGUUUAAACCCUAGUUUAUAAAAUGCUCAAAAAUCUUGUGGCUCAUGCCUGUUUGAUCUCUUCAUUAAGGUUUUUAAUCAAGCUAAAGAGUUUCUAUAACAUUUUCACCCAUUUUUGUGCGUUAUGCAUGUAAGCCUGUUGUUUUUAGUGACAUGUUUACUGUUAAACCUUCACAACAUGCAAUGCAUUCCAUUAACCUGAAGGCAACCAAAAGGCUCCUGAAUCCCCUUUCAUGCUUCAGUUGAGUUUACCGUUUUGAGAUAAGAGGAAAUUGAGACAGUUACUCGUCAAGCAGGCUGUAGUUGGUAUCAAUAAGUAAAAACAAGUCUAAGCUACCUAGAGAUAUAAUUAUGCUAAAGUAGGGCUGCCCAUGUGGCAUUUUCCUCUCUCAUCUUACAGAUUCUAACCCUUUUUUGAACUCCACAAUUUUUCUUGCUUUGGUUUUCUUUCGGUUUUCUGGUGGAACGUCUUAUUUAUGUCGGCAGAUUUUAAACCAAACGACUUAAAAUAAAACGGUGACCGUUGGCAAAAUAUUUCUGAACGGGGCUGCUGCUUACAUGAAACAUGUCCUAGUCAAAGUAAGAGAGCAAUGUUUUUUUUUUUUUUU